AUGAUGUUAAGCUGCCUCUUCCUUCUGAAGGCACUUCUUGCUGUUCGGUCCCUGGAAUCCUGGGCAACGGCUGGAGAACAUGUGAAAGAGGGAGAAUCUCCUGAUAAGUACCCAUGCAAAGAGCUGUGCAAGGGUGAUGCAUCGUGUCCAGCUGGGCAGAAGUGCUGCACUUCUGUAAAGGAGACAUUCUGUAAGGGGAGGAAAGGAGAUUGUCCCAGGGUUGCUCAGAAACAAUUCUAUUUUAAAAGAUGCAUCACUGAUGAGACAUGUCCGGGCAUAAAGAAAUGCUGCACAUUUGGCUGCAACAAGAGCUGUGUAGUCCCAGUUUCUAAACAGAAGCUGGCAGAGUUUGGUGGUGAAUGUCCUGCUGACCCCCUUCCGUGUGAAGAGCUGUGUGAUGGGGACACGUCCUGUCCUCAGGGGCAUAAAUGCUGCAGCACCGGCUGUGGCCACGUCUGCCGUGGAGACAUUAAAGGAGGGCGGGGUGGUGAUUGUCCGAAAGUUCUGGUUGGCUUGUGCAUUGUCAGCUGCAUGAUGGAUGAGAACUGUCAAGCUGGGGAAAAGUGUUGUAAGUCAGGCUGUGGCCGCUUCUGUGUCUUGCCAGUCCCGCCACCCAAACUGACCACGAACCCCAACUGGACCAUCAGGUCUGAUUCUGCAUUAGAGAGCCCAGUGCCCUAG
This is a messenger RNA of Propithecus coquereli (Coquerel's sifaka), 681 nucleotides long. It is a transcript of the gene WFDC3, whose product is annotated as WAP four-disulfide core domain 3. Gene Ontology annotation, biological process: antibacterial humoral response; innate immune response. Gene Ontology annotation, cellular component: extracellular region. The coding region runs from base 1 to 681 and encodes 226 amino acids. The transcript has 6 exons. NCBI's taxonomy places the organism in Eukaryota, Metazoa, Chordata, Mammalia, Primates, Indriidae. Gene Ontology annotation, molecular function: peptidase inhibitor activity. The record is from RefSeq and is a predicted model, not a curated record.